AGUGUCUUUUUGAUAAUGUUUAUCACAUUAUUCCUGUUGCUAUUAAAAACAAUUAGUGGGAACACAAGUUUAAGUGCUAACGUAAUACUAAUAAUAACAGAUGAUCAAGAUGUACUAUUAAAUGGUUUGAAACCCAUGUCAAAGACUGUGAAGCUACUUGGAAAUAAAGGAGUUAUUUUUGAAAAUGCUUAUACAAAUUCGCCUAUCUGUUGUCCAAGUAGGAGCACCAUUUUAACAGGAAAAUACUUACACAAUACCGGAGUUGUUAAUAAUUCACUGUCAGGGAACUGCUCAAGUGUUUUGUGGCAAAAAAUGCAUGAGCCCCAUUCAGUGGCUCCCAUUUUAAAAAAACACAAAGAAUAUGUCACUUUUUAUUCUGGCAAAUAUUUAAAUCAGUAUGGCCAUAAAUCUGCAGGGGGUACAAGACAUGUUCCUGAAGGAUACGAUUGGUGGAUUGGCCUAAAAGGGAAUUCUAUCUAUUACAAUUAUACUUUGUCAGUUAAUGGCACAGCAAAGUACUUUAAUGAUGAAUAUUUAACAGAUAUUUUGGUAAAUUUCCUUUUUUGCUUUUAUUUUCUCUUUAAGGCGAUUGUCAAUGAAAUAUGGUUGAGUUUGGUUGUUUUAUUUCAGAAAGAAUAUUCUUUAGACUUUCUAAAUCAAAAAUUUAUCACCCAAACUCCGUUUUUUAUGACGAUAGCAACGCCAGCUCCCCACCAGCCAUUUACCCCUGCAAACAGGCACAAGAAAAGUUUCCCUGGAACAAAAGUAAUUCAUACACCGUCAUUUAAUUUCUCAUCAAAAGGGAAACACUGGAUCGUUGGAAUGCCCCCAAAAACAUUACCUGAGGAUGUAUCUGAACUAGACAAAUUCCAAAAAUUACGAAUGCAAAGUCUUUUAGCUGUAGACGAACUUGUAGAAAGUAUUAUUUACAAAUUAGAAACCUUAAAUUUGCUAAAGAGUACUUUUUUAAUUUUUACAUCAGAUAAUGGUUACCAUUUAGGUCAAUUUACUCAACCUUAUGAUAAAAGACAGCCUUAUGAAACUGAUAUAAAAAUCCCAUUGAUGAUAAGGGGGCCCAAAAUUAAAAAGAAAAGCAUAUUUAAAAGACCAGUUUCUUUAGUUGACUUGGCUCCAACUAUUUUGGAAAUGGCAAAUAUUAAAGGAACUGAUUACCAAUACCAAAUGGAUGGAAAAUCGUUUUUGAAAAAUAUCAAAAAGUUUGGGGAACCCUCAGAAAAUGAUAAAGUUUUUGUGGAAUACUUUGGAGAAACGAAUGAAAGGGAAUUUCAUGAAGAAUGUGACUUUAUAACAGAUCCUGAUGUUUCUCACUGUACUCAAGAUGCUUGGUGUAAAUGCAGUGAUUCAAAGAAUAACACUUUUACCUGCGUGAUAACCUUUUUAAAUAACAAAAGCAUCAAAUUCUGCAAAUUUCAGGACAACCAGAACUUUACCGAAGUUUAUGACUUAAAAACCGACCCCUACGAAUUGCAUAAUAUUUUUGAGAACUUUAAUAAGUCUUUAAGAAAAUAUUAUGAAGAAUUGUUGGAAACUUUCAAGAAUUGCAAGGGAAAUCAGUGCAAUUUUUAAGUUAUACAUUGAAAUAAAAAAAUGUUCAA
This is a messenger RNA of Agrilus planipennis (emerald ash borer), 1616 nucleotides long. Its product is annotated as N-acetylglucosamine-6-sulfatase-like. Gene Ontology annotation, biological process: glycosaminoglycan metabolic process. Bases 16 to 1587 code for a protein of 523 amino acids. The transcript is spliced from 8 exons. NCBI's taxonomy places the organism in Eukaryota, Metazoa, Arthropoda, Insecta, Coleoptera, Buprestidae. Gene Ontology annotation, molecular function: N-acetylglucosamine-6-sulfatase activity; glycosaminoglycan binding. The record is from RefSeq and is a predicted model, not a curated record.